Molecule: messenger RNA, 2665 nt
Organism: Brachypodium distachyon (stiff brome)
Lineage: Eukaryota; Viridiplantae; Streptophyta; Magnoliopsida; Poales; Poaceae
Product: protein RTF1 homolog
Exons: 2
Coding region: 175-2151 (658 amino acids)
Cellular component (GO): Cdc73/Paf1 complex
Molecular function (GO): RNA polymerase II C-terminal domain phosphoserine binding; DNA binding
Source: RefSeq, a predicted model, not a curated record
GUCGAUUUCUUAGGUUCUGCAAAGCCCAACAACAGAGAGCAGAUCUUCCUUUUCGUCUUCCCAUCUCGUUGUCGACGGUGUCAUCGAACCCUCUCCGCCGCCACACCUGUUCUUCCUUCCAUCGAAGCUCCAAGGGGUUGUUGAGCGAGGAGGAGGAGGAGCGACCUCGGCGAGAUGCCGGAUCCUAACCUGGACGAUCUGCUCCUGCAGGCCGCGGGGCGGACCGUGGGCAAGGGAAGCCAGUCCCGGCCGUCGAACCAGCGCUGGCAGCAGCGCGGGCGCCGCGCGGGGGGCCCCUACUCCGGCGGGAGCGGCUCCGACGACGGCGACUCCGACUCGGACGCCGCGCCGAGCUACCCGAGGAAGAGGCAACCGUCGGGGUCGCAGGUGCCGCUCAAAAAGCGCCACCAGACGGAGAAGGGCGGCGGCGGCGGAGGGUACGACGACGACGGCGACCUCGAUGACGAGGCGAGGCGGUGCGGGGGUGAGGACUCCGACAGCGCGCCGUCCGUCGGGAGCGACCUGUACAAGGACGAGGACGACAAGGAGCAGCUGGAGAACAUGACUGAGCUGCAGAGGGAGAUGAUCCUGGCCGAGCGGAGCACCAGGAUCGACGAAUACAAGCUCAAGAAGAAGCUGGCGCGGACUGCCACCACCUCCAAGACGGAGGCACGCAAGGACAGCCCUCCCCCGCCGCUCAGCAGGUCGCGGUCCUCCACCAGGACCGACAGGUCCGCCACCAAGAGCGCCCUUGACGAGCUUCGGGCCAAGCGGAUGAGGCAGCAGGAUCCGGAGGGGUACCGCAACAGGUUCAAGGAUUUGGUUACCAAGACCGGCUCACCAACCAGGCGUAGAGCUGGAAGCCCCCCGAGUGAUGGUAGCAAUGAUGGAGACAAUAGAGGGAGGAUGAAUGACCAUGGGGGUAUUGCUGAUGAUGCCCGGGAGGAUGAGUUUGAUGAAUCGCCGAGUAGGCUCGUCCCUCUCAAGUUCGAUGACGUCAAGAGUAUAACCCUUAGGAGGACAAAGCUGGUGAAAUGGUUCAUGGAGCCCUUCUUUGAGGACCUCGUAUCUGGGUGCUUUGUGCGGAUUGGGAUUGGGAAGACAAAAUCAGGCCCCAAGUACAGGCUGUGCAUCGUUAGGAAUGUGGACGCCAGCGACCCAGAUAGGCAAUACAAGCUGGAUAGCUACACAACAUGCAAGUAUCUCAAUGUUGUAUGGGAUAAUGAAGCUAAUGCUGCUCGGUGGCAGAUGACUCAGGUGUCUGACUCCCCUGUUCUUGAAGAAGAGUUCAAGGAGUGGCUGCAAGAGGCUGAAAAGAAUGGUGUGCGCAUACCAACCCGGCAGGAAGUGCUUGAGAAAAAAGAGGCCAUUCAAAAGGCAUAUACAUUUGUGUAUUCAGCGGCUACUGUAAAGCAGAUGCUGCGUGAGAAGAAAUCAGCUGUGAGACGUCCAAUGAAUGUUGCUGCUGAGAAGGAUAGGCUGAGGGAUCAGUUGGAGAUGGCCCUGGUUCGGAGGGAUGAAGUAGAAGCAGAAAGGAUCCGUGCAAGGCUGAAUCAGCUGCAGAAGAUUGCUCAACCAAUGUCAAACAAUGAGAAGGCAGCAAAGUUGGAGGAGAUGAACAGGAAGAAUCGUGCUGAGAACUUCAAGACUGCAUCAGAAAUGAAGGCUGUCAAUACAAGUCUGAAGGCUGGAGAGGCUGGUUAUGAUCCUUUUUCAAGGAGGUGGACAAGAUCGAGAAACUAUUAUGCGGCAAAGCCCGAAGGAGAAGCAGAAGGAGAUAAUGCUGAAGCUGCCAAUGGAAAUGGUGAUAGUGCAAUUGCUAGCACCAAAGAUGUGAAGGGCGCUGUGCAAGUUGGAUCGACAGUCACAGCUUCAGCUCUAGUUGCAGCAGCUGAAGCUGGGAAACUAGUUGAUACCAAUGCACCUUUGGAUCUCGGGACAGAAACAAAUUCACUCCAUAAUUUUGAGCUUCCCAUAUCAUUAUCUGUUCUGGAAGAGUAUGGCGGGCCCAAAGGUCUGUUCGAAGGCUACAUGGCAAGGAAGCAGAAGAUAGAAGCAACGAUGGGGUACAAGAUCCCUGACAACGACGGAAGGAGGCAUGCUUUAACUCUAUCGGUGAGCGACUACAAAAGGCGACGGGGUCUCCUCUAAAGGAUAUGCUGCUCGAUUCAUCUAUCUGUCCUCUCGGAAGCAAAACUUGUGCAUCGCUGUGAAAGCGUAUGAACCAUUGGCCGUUUAGCCUUACUUUCUCAGAACUAAUACGGGAGACAAGCACAUUGCACAUUAUUUUCAUUAAUAUAUAAACCUGUUUGACUGAUCAUAUUUUCUUGGGGAGUGACCUUUUAUGUUAUGUUCUUGAGGGUAAUGACAUUUCAUGUUUAUAUUUGGGUAGUGUAUCAGUUCUUCAAAUUUUACUUUUUGAUGCUCUUGAAUUAAAACAGGGAAUAGUGUCAUGUGGAAGUGUUCUGUUUCUGUGUAUUUGCCAUCUUCCUCUUCUGGGAGAAUAUAUAAGUGUUUGUUAGUCUGCAAGUUGUGGUACAUUAGUUCCAAUGCUGUUUUUUUAAUGUACUUCUGAGCUGGUGUUGAUGAUAUUCUUGCUUGGUGUUGUGCUUCCUGUAAGGCUCAAAGCAAUUGUAACUCCCAGAGAUAUUGAGAUUUCUAUAGA